AUGGACAUUAUCACCAUGCCGUACACCGAAGGUUACCGAUACUGCCUCACCUGUGUCGACCGAUUUACCAGAUGGCCAGAAGCAAUCCCCCUUCAGAACCAGGAAGCAUCCACCAUCGCUAAGGAGUUCUACACCAAUUGGAUAGCGAGGUUCGGCACUCCACUCCGGAUCACCACAGAUCAAGGGAGACAAUUCGAGUCAAGCCUGUUCAACGAGCUAUGUAAGUUGACUGGCACGAACCACAUCCGAACCACCGCCUACCACCCAGCAGCCAACGGUAUGGUGGAAAGAAUCCAUCGACAGCUUAAGGCAGCUAUCAAAUGCCACAACAAUGACAGAUGGACCGAAACGCUUCCCAGUGUCCUCCUAGGGAUGAGAGCAGCCUGGCGGGAAGACAUGAAAGCAACCGCCGCAGAAAUGGUAUAUGGAGAGCCAUUAAGAUUGCCUGGAGAAUUUCUAUCUACAAGUACGGAUGACGGUGCGGACACAGCCGACUUCGUAGUGGAUCUGAGGCAACAAAUAAGAAGAAUUAGACCUAUCAACGCCAACUACCACGGAGAACGACCCAGCUUCGUUUUCAAGGAAUUGGAUACGUCACCGUUCGUUUUCGUCCGACAUGAGGGCCCAAAAUUAGGCUUGCAGAAACCCUACGACGGACCAUACGAAGUUUUGAGUAGAGACCCAAAACAUUUCAUCAUCAAGAUCAAUGACAAGGAAACGACGGUGACAAUCGACCGUGUAAAACCAGCCUACAUAUUUGACAAUCUCGAAAAUGAAGAGCAUGAGGAAGAUCACACAGAAGAUCCAGUAGAAAACGAAGCCAAUGAUCAAGCUAUAUUCCCGGAAACGAGGAAAACCAGAUCCGGUAGGAAGGUACAUUUCCCAAAGAAGUACCUAACUAUGAUUUCGUAA
This is a messenger RNA of Harmonia axyridis, 912 nucleotides long. RefSeq lists its product as uncharacterized. The record is from RefSeq and is a predicted model, not a curated record. Gene Ontology annotation, molecular function: nucleic acid binding. The coding region runs from base 1 to 912 and encodes 303 amino acids. The transcript has a single exon. NCBI's taxonomy places the organism in Eukaryota, Metazoa, Arthropoda, Insecta, Coleoptera, Coccinellidae. Gene Ontology annotation, biological process: DNA integration.